AUGAACGCCAUUCGCCAGACUCAGGCGCUCAACAAGCGCGAGCUUGAAAAUGCGGUACCACCCGAGGCGUCAUGGCAUGCAGACUACCGCGACACCGCGUAUAUCUACAUCGGCGGGCUUCCACUGGAUCUCUCUGAAGGUGAUAUUGUCACAAUCUUCUCUCAGUACGGAGAGCCGGUCCAUAUCAACCUGCUUCGUGACAAGGAAACGGGCAAGAGCCGAGGCUUUGCGUUCCUCAAAUAUGAGGACCAGCGCAGCACAGACCUUGCAGUCGAUAACCUAGGUGGCGCAACCGUUUUAGGGCGUCUGUUGCGCGUGGAUCAUACACGGUACAAGCGCCGUGACGAUGAGGAAGAAGGAGAUAAUGUCGCACGACUGAUGGGUGAUGCGACUAUUACUGAGAGCAAGAAGGAUGGCGAAGAUGGUCGACGUGAUCGCAGGAGAAGGCCCAGCGAUGCCGACAGAGAGGAGCGCCGACCUAUGCUCAAGGAAGAAGUGGAGCUCCAGGAGCUCAUUCAGAAUCACGACGAGGAGGAUCCCAUGAAGGAGUUCCUCAUUGAAGAGAAGAAGGAAGAGGUUGCGCUUGCGCUAGCCAAGUAUCAGAGCAGCAAAAAGUCCUCCAGGAGGCGUGACGACAGCAGAGAACGAUCCAGUCGGCACCAUCGCCGCCAUCGCUCUCGUUCCACGGAACGCAAACGUCGUGAUGAUCGGUCCCCCGACAGAGAGAGGAAAUCGCGGCGCCGGUCCACCGAUCGCGAGGAGAGGUCGAGAAGAGACCGCUCUGUGGAACGGGAGGAACGUCCUCGUAGGGAUCGGUCGGCAGAGAGGGGAGAACGAUCUAGACAGGAUCAAACAACUGAGCGAUCGCGCUCGCCGGGCUCCCGAAGACACCGCAGUGAUCGAGACCGGCACGAUCGUCGCCGCUGA
Penicillium cataractarum is the source of this 927-nucleotide messenger RNA. RefSeq names its product IST3 family RNA-binding protein. The transcript is spliced from 2 exons. Lineage: Eukaryota; Fungi; Ascomycota; Eurotiomycetes; Eurotiales; Aspergillaceae. The coding region runs from base 1 to 927 and encodes 308 amino acids. Gene Ontology annotation, molecular function: RNA binding. The record is from RefSeq and is a predicted model, not a curated record. Gene Ontology annotation, cellular component: catalytic step 2 spliceosome; U2 snRNP; precatalytic spliceosome. Gene Ontology annotation, biological process: mRNA splicing, via spliceosome.